UUGAUCAGUUGUGUGAGACAUCAUCCUGGCGUCUGUUCCUAGACUGCCAGAGAGAACACAGGAACCGGAAGCAGAAGUUGUCCCCGCCGUGGUGGACCAAACGGAGGAGGAAGAGGAGGACGUUGAGGGGCCAGGCCAGGGUGACGAGGAAGACGACGCACUGAUGGUUCCGCAGGUCAAAGUUGCAGAAGAUGGAACCCUCAUCCUGGACGAGGAGAGUUUGACUGUGGAGGUCCAGAGAGCCAAAGGACCCAACCCGGCAGAGGGCAGAGACCCCAUCUUUGAACGCGGCUCCACCACCACGUACUCCAGUUUCAGGGCCUCCACCUACUGCAAGCCUUGGUCCAGCGAAGAGACAGACAUGUUCUUCCUGGCUAUCAGCAUGGUGGGGACGGACUUCUCCAUGAUCUGCGGCCCCUGGACCCUGAUAUGA
Nerophis lumbriciformis (worm pipefish) is the source of this 433-nucleotide messenger RNA. RefSeq names its product transcription factor TFIIIB component B'' homolog. NCBI's taxonomy places the organism in Eukaryota, Metazoa, Chordata, Actinopteri, Syngnathiformes, Syngnathidae. Gene Ontology annotation, cellular component: transcription factor TFIIIB complex. The record is from RefSeq and is a predicted model, not a curated record. Gene Ontology annotation, biological process: RNA polymerase III preinitiation complex assembly. Gene Ontology annotation, molecular function: TFIIIC-class transcription factor complex binding.